UGUGAAUCUUUAUUUAUCCGGUUCGUUUCUGUGUUUUUUCGUGAUUUUUCACCUCUUAGCGAUGGAUGCUCGGAAAAGGCAGCCGUGUGUGUGUUAGUCUGCGGCUGCUGAACGUGUUCUCGGGUCGGUGCUCGGUCGUUAUUCUUCGCCCAGUCAGUCCAUGGAUGAUCAGCAUGAGUCCAUCGAUCUCAGGUCUCCUCCAGCGGUGGAACCGUCACCGGCUGCUGCAGCUGCAGGACACAGCUGGUUCCCUGGACCGCCUCCACCCAUCUACACCUGCACCCUGACCCCUGAGCUGGUGGCCAAGGCGCGGGAGGAGCUCCAGGAGAAACCAGAGUGGCGUCUCCGGGAUGUCCAAGCACUGAGAGAUAUGAUACUGAAGGAACAGCCCAACCUCAGGACGAGGCUGGAUGACACCUUCCUCCUGCGCUUCCUGCGGGCCAGGAAGUUCGACUACGACCGUGCCAUGCAGCUGCUGCUUAAUUACCACGCGGGUCGUAAGGCCUGGCCAGAGGUGUUCCAGGACCUGAAGCCAUCCACGGUGAAACACGUCCUGGACCUGGGCUUUCUCACGGUCCUGCCUCAGCCGGACCCCAACGGAAGAUACAUCCUCUGUCUGCGGCCAGGAAAAUGGAAGCCAAAUGAUUAUCCGUUUGUUGACAACGUGAGGGCCAUUUAUCUGACUCUGGAGAAACUGAUCCAGCCGGAGGAAACGCAGGUCAAUGGUAUUGUCAUCUUGGCCGAUUACACCGGAGUGGGCAUGUCACAGGCAUCGAAUCCAGGCCCAUUCCUCGCCAAAAAGGUUGUGAGCAUCCUCCAGGAUGGGUUUCCAAUCAGAAUCAAGGCUGUUAACAUAAUUAACGAGCCCAGGAUUUUCAAAGGCAUCUUCGCUAUAAUUAAGCCUUUUCUGAAGGAGAAGAUGGCAGAGAGGUACAUCCUCCACGGCUCAGACUUGCGCUCUCUGCACCGGAACAUCCCCAGGUCGGUCCUGCCGGAGGAGUACGGCGGCACCGCGGGCCAGCUGGACAUGUGCGCCUGGUCGAGACUGCUGCUGGACUGUGAGGAGGAAUUCAUAGUGGAGUUCUGCCAGCCGGAUCCACUAGAGGGCGUGGUGCUCCCAGACUCCAUGCUGUUUGAAGGAGAGCAGGCAAGCGGGCAGGACGACGACACCUUCAGGGGGCUCCGCUCUCAACUUUACUACUGUUACUGAUGCACAGCGUAGGCGCAUACACUCGCGUCGCUGAGAGGACAUCUUCUGUUUCAUUUGAAACAUGUGUGUAGACUUUUACAGGGCAAGUUGCCAAUAUUAAACAUGAUUUAUUUUACUAACUAAGCAGCACUACUAUAAUUGGAUAGUCUUUUGUAGUUUACACGUAGCCCAGCAUCUAACCAUGGUUCCAAGGCAGCUGCAGGCUCAGACGAAGAGGCUUUUGACAUGAGCAGAUGCAUGUUUAGCCAAUGAAUGAACUUAUUGUUAUAUAUUACUUAUUAUUUUUUUACAGUCAGGCUGUGUUUAGGAAGAUUGGAACAGGUUUUGCUUGUAAUCUUUUCUUCUGUCCAUACUGAGCAUUAAAAGAUGCCCACCAUGAUGUAAGAGAUGGGGGACAAAAGCCAAAAGUCGUCUCACUAAGACAAAUCAAGUGAGAAGCCUGAUAUUAGCUUCUGCCAAACUUUGAAACACAUUUUCGCCCGGAAUGAGGACUGCAGAUUUUCUGGAAGCACGUUAGGAAGGGAUCUUUUUAAAUGGCUGGUACGAACAGAAGGAAAGAUUACAGCAAGCAGAAACUGUUUCAACCUACAUAUGGACAUGACAGUAUUGUUUUAAGACGGGACACGGAAAAAUGUGAAGUGUGGCCAAUAGUGCUCUGUGUGCAUGGUUACAUCCAACACAACUCAACUCAAAAAAAGUUUAGUGUAUGUAACCGUCUUAUACAUUGCCUUAAACAGUUAUUGAUCAGUAGAUUUUCCUAUGUAUCAUGAAGUUAGAUCUGCGUGUACCAAAGCAAUAUUCAUGUGUAUUUUCAUCAGGGCUUGUAUUUCAUAAGAAUGGAUAUACUUCAUUGUCAGUAAGUGGAAAUAGAUGGCUGCUGCGGCUUUGCGAGAGAGUAAUGUAAUGGAUUUACUGGGAAAAGGUUUUGCUGAAUAUCUAUGUCAUGCACCAUAUUUCAGGGCCUUUUGUUUAGUCGAUGCUUUAGUUUUCUCCAGCUUGAAUCUUAUGAGAGGAUUAUUUUUCUAAGUUAAGAUAAUCUGCCUUAUAUAUAUUUUUUGUUUCAUUGCUCAGUCUUAACCCAGGGCCAUUACUGAUCACAAGAGUCACAUGGGGAAAAGAACAUUCAGUCCUUGACUUUAUAGACAUCUGGUUUGCCAAAUUUUUACCAGGCCAUGUACAGAAAUGUGCAAUAAUGUUGGAUCUGUUAGUAACCCAAAGCUAACUUGAAACAUUUUCAUUGUUCGUCUUUUAUAUUUUUUGAUUUUAAGCAUGUGUGUGUGAAUAUAAACUGUAUUGUGUUGCAGGAUAUUUAUCGUCGGUAGUGAAGACAGUAAAGUAAAAACUCAAAACGGA
Larimichthys crocea (large yellow croaker) is the source of this 2563-nucleotide messenger RNA. RefSeq names its product tocopherol (alpha) transfer protein-like (gene ttpal). Gene Ontology annotation, molecular function: phosphatidylinositol bisphosphate binding. The transcript has 6 exons. Bases 161 to 1210 code for a protein of 349 amino acids. Gene Ontology annotation, cellular component: membrane. The record is from RefSeq and is a predicted model, not a curated record. Lineage: Eukaryota; Metazoa; Chordata; Actinopteri; Sciaenidae.